CUCUUGAAGAAGAAACCAAUGCAACCGUGAAGGUCAAACUCAAACCUAACUCGUCUUCCUUCACUCCGUCGCCUCUCUCAGCCCCCAACUCUCACCUAACCAAAAAAACCCAGCGCUUUCUCUGCAUUUCCUCUCAUAUAGUGAAGAUCCCAAAGCAAGUUCUCUCCUUCUCUCUCUCCCUCUCUCUCUGAGGCUUGGUCUGAGAGAACGAACGAGUCGGAGAAGAACAAGUUAAUGGCGAUUACUGCUACUUUCAAUCCGUCGACAUGCUCUGUUGGAUUUGCUAAGUUCAGUCACCACCGUUCAUCAUUUGCUUCUCCUUCCUCUCUUGGCCGCAUCGCUGCUUCCAAAACCUCAAUCUCCGCCUCCCCGCUGAAAUGGCAGGCGAAGCAGAGGAGGAAUACCGUGAUCGUGCUCUUUUCCGGCGGAGGCGGUAGCAGUAGUGGAAAUGGUGGAAAAUAUAGUGGUGGGGGAGGUGGUGGUGGUGGUGGUGGUGAUGAAGGAGAGGAAGCCGGCGAUAAGAACAAGGGGGAGGCGAUUCUGGCGCUUGCGGAGGUAGGGAGGUCUUUGGAUAGUAUACCUUCGGAUCUGGCUUCGGCGAUUGAGAAUGGGCGGAUUCCUGGAUCGAUUGUACACCGUUAUUUUGAGUUGGAGAAGUCGCCACUUUUCCGGUGGUUGCUUCAGUUCGGGGGGUUUAAGGAGCGGCUUCUGGCAGAUGAUCUAUUCCUUGCUAAAGUGUUCAUGGAGUGCGGCGUUGGCAUCUUCACUAAGACUGCUGCAGAGUGGGAACGACGGAGAGAAAAUUUUGUCAAAGAGCUGGAUUUUGUUUUGGCCGAUGUGUUCAUGGCCAUCAUUGCAGAUUUUAUGCUUGUUUGGCUUCCGGCCCCUACUGUCUCUCUUCGGUCAGGACUUGCAGUCAGUGCUGGACCUAUUGCUAAGUUCUUCCACAACUGCCCAGAUAAUGCCUUUCAGAUUGCAUUGGCUGGAUCGUCCUAUUCACUUCUACAAAGAAUAGGUGCUAUAGUGCGUAAUGGGGCCAAGCUUUUUGCAGUUGGGACCACUGCAUCUUUGGUUGGUACAGGUGUAACAAAUGCCUUGAUAAGGGCAAGAAAGGCAGUGGCCAAGGACGAUGCUGAUGAAGCUGAAGAAGUUCCUUUAUUAGCUACCAGUGUUGCGUAUGGUGUCUACAUGGCAGUGUCUAGCAAUCUUAGGUACCAGAUACUGGCUGGUGUAAUUGAACAACGGAUGUUGGAACCAUUACUACACCAUCACAAAGUAGCGUUGAGUGCACUCUGCUUUGCUGUUCGGACAGGCAACACAUUCUUAGGGUCAUUAUUGUGGGUGGAUUAUGCCCGUUUGGUAGGUAUUCAAAAGAUUCGUGAAUAGAGCAGACAGGUGGAUUUAUAGCGUCCCAAAUGUAGGUUUCAGGUUUUCUCCUUUUCAUUUAUCUAAUUUCUUAAGGUACUCAAUGUUUCUUGCUGGAGCUGUUGGUUCCCCAUUUAAGGUUGUCAUAGAAGUUGUUCAAUGUGCAAGAGUAUACAUAUUAAAUAACAAAGAUCUUGGUUUCAUCUCUUUAUCA
This is a messenger RNA of Macadamia integrifolia, 1579 nucleotides long. Its product is annotated as protein RETICULATA-RELATED 4, chloroplastic-like. The transcript has 8 exons. The record is from RefSeq and is a predicted model, not a curated record. NCBI's taxonomy places the organism in Eukaryota, Viridiplantae, Streptophyta, Magnoliopsida, Proteales, Proteaceae. Bases 235 to 1386 code for a protein of 383 amino acids.